AUGGAGGAAGACUCGUCAGCCGCGGCCUCAUUCCUACCUCGCAUUUUCCGCCGGGUAGGCUAUCAGUCCCAGAACACCUCUGAAGGUGGUCUCGUCGAUUAUUGGGGUUACGCUGCCCGCGUGGUCCCUUGCACCAACGACCCCGGAACAUGCGAGUACUUCGAGUCUGUGUACGGCGGCCAUGAGCGCGGCAUGCUCUACACCGGCAUCAUCUGGGCCACCCUCGGCGGAAUCCUGCUCGUCUGGGCCAUUGGCCGCCAUGUUUGGGCACCUCAGCGUGCUGGAGAGGCUAGCGCUGCAUCUCUCGCCACUUCAUCAUCCGAUACAGAAAAGAGGGCGGACGAGAAGAGCCCGAAACCCCACGGAGGCAGUCUGAAUCGUCUUGCACGCGCCUUCUCAGUAGCUACGCGUCGCUACACCCUCCCCGAGUCCAUACGCUUCAUCUUCGGUCGCACGACGCGUCUGCAGGUCCUGAUCCUGGCUCUCUUGACAAUCUACCUGGCCAUCUUUUCGUUCAUCGGCAUCUGGUACAAGGACUGGAUCACCCCCGUAAAGGGCUAUGACAACCUUUAUCAGAGACGUUCCUGGUUGGGCGCAUGGUCUGAUAGGGUCGGCGUACUGGCUUACGCCCUCACGCCUUUUUCUGUCAUGUUGGCAUCGCGCGAAUCGAUCCUUUCGCUGCUGACCGGCGUACCAUACCAAAGCUUCAACUUCUUGCAUCGGUGGCUGGGAUGGAUCAUUGCUGUUCAAGCUCUCGCGCACACUAUCGGCUGGACGAUCAUCGAGAGCGUCUUUUAUCAACCUCAACCCAAGGUGGCCGAUAAGUGGAUCAAGCAGCUAUACAUGAUCUGGGGUUGUGUUGCCAGUAUUCUACUCCUUAUCAUCGUCGUUCUCGCAACCCCCUGGGGAAUCCGCCUCACUGGAUACGAGUUCUUCCGCAAGAGCCAUUAUGUUCUCGCCAUGGUCUACAUCGGCGCCUGCUGGGGACAUUGGGAACCCUUGAAGGUCUUCAUGGUCCCCGGCUUGGCCAUCUGGCUCGUCGACCGCGCCGCACGCCUGAUGCGUUCCUUCCUCAUCCACUACCAAUACCUCCCCGACGGCUCUAUGGGAUUCCGAACUGCCCAGGCCGACAUGUCCAUCUUCCCCGACGAUAAGUACGGUGACCUCGUUCGCCUCGACUUCACCCAUCCCCACGACGUCUGGAAGCCCGGUCAGCACUUUUACCUAUGCUUCGCCAAGUCUAGUGUAUGGCAAUCACACCCAUUCACACCGCUCAACCUCCCUAUCGAACGCAAGGGCACCGUUGAGCACGCCUACAUAUUCCGCGCGAAGAAAGGAGAGACUCGGAAGAUUGCCCAGAUGGCUGCUGCUUCUGGAGCUCCUACCAGCACACCUGUCAUCCUCCAGGGUCCGUACGGUGAAGACCAUACCCUUCAUCUCACCCCAGAUAUCAACGUCUUGUGCGUCGCCGGCGGUACUGGCAUUACCUAUGUUCUCCCUACCCUUCACUGGCUUGUUCGCCAGCCGCCUAGCCCCAAUCGCCGGAUCGCCCUCCACUGGGCCAUUCGCCUCCGCCAGGACAUCGAAUGGGUUCGCGCGGAGCUAGAUCUGCUGACGGCCGCCAAAGCACACGGCAUUAGCAUCACGAUUUACGUGACCCGCGAGGAAAUUGAUGUCACGUCAUCGGGCAAGCAGAUCGGAAAGAAGGGCAUCGAAAGCCGGACCGAUCCCGCCCCCUCAUCGUCAAGCCAAAGCGGCAGCAGCCAUUCAGGCGGCCCCGGGGAAGUCUUUGAAGUCUGCGGCGGUGGUGGUCACCCGAGUAUGGCAAAUAUUGUCCCGAAUUUCUUGUCCAGCAAUGUUCGAGGCCGAACGUCUGUCUUCGCCAGCGGACCUGGGGCCAUGAUCUCCGACCUCAGAGGCGUGGUUGCUGGGGCAAACUCCGGUGGUCAGGUUUGGAGGGGUAACGAGAUGGCUGAUGUUGAGCUGAUCUGCGAUAAUAGAUUAGAGUGGUAG
This is a messenger RNA of Colletotrichum karsti, 2013 nucleotides long. RefSeq names its product ferric reductase like transmembrane component. Bases 1 to 2013 code for a protein of 670 amino acids. The transcript has 2 exons. Gene Ontology annotation, cellular component: plasma membrane. NCBI's taxonomy places the organism in Eukaryota, Fungi, Ascomycota, Sordariomycetes, Glomerellales, Glomerellaceae. The record is from RefSeq and is a predicted model, not a curated record. Gene Ontology annotation, biological process: iron ion transport; intracellular iron ion homeostasis; copper ion import. Gene Ontology annotation, molecular function: ferric-chelate reductase activity.